GCUCUGUACAAGGAGAACAGGCUGUCAGGCUUCUAUCGGAGGGAUCCAAAACAGGAGGUGACGAUCGUUGCCCUUCAACGACUGUACGAUGAGCUGGCUGCAGCGCUGCGGCCGAGAAGACCCAGCGGACUGACCGUUGUGGAGCAUGUGGGCCGCACCAAAAAACGCGCCUCCUGGUGGGAGGGCUUGGAGCGAAUGCUGGAUGGGGGCAGCAGCAGGGAUGAGCGGGGCCAGCCAGCUCCGCCAAAGGGCCUGUACAUGCAUGGCGGAGUUGGAACCGGCAAGACCAUGCUCAUGGAUCUGCUUGUUGGAUCGGCGCCGCCUGAUUUCAAGCUGCGGCGGUCGACGUUCCAUGACUUCAUGCUGGACGUGCACUCGCGGCUGCACCGGAACGAGCGCGCGGCCGACCCGCUGUCCUACGUGGCAGUGCAGCUGAUGGCGGACAUGCGCGUGCUGUGCUUGGACGAAUUCUUCGUGACCGACGUUGCCGACGCCACCAUGCUCAGCCGGCUGUUCGGCCAGAUGUGGGACCGCGGCCUCGUCCUGGUCGCCACCUCCAACAGGGCACCUGACGGGCUGUACGAGAACGGGCUGCAGCGGGACCUCUUCCUGCCCUUCAUCGCGCGCCUGAAGGAGCAGACGAUCGUGCACAACAUAAGCUCCGUUACGGACUACCGCCGUCUGGCGCAGCACACCAACGGCCUCUUCUACACGCCGCAGGAGUUUGCCGACCCGGACGCGGAAGCGGCCGCGCAUUUUGAGGCGCUCGCCGCGGCCUGCCACACGCCCAUCGGCCCUGCGGAGAUAGAGGUCAUGAUGGGCCGCCACCUGCACGUGCCCACUGCAGGCGGCGGCAUCUGCAUGUUCUCCUUUGAGGACCUGUGCGGCAGGCCAGUAGCGGCGGCAGACUACAUCGCGCUCGCGAAGAAGUACCACACGCUGGUCUUGCGAGGCGUUCCUGUUUUCACCGGCGCGAAUCGCAACGAGGCCUACCGGUUUCUGACCCUGGUGGACGUCCUGUAUGAGCACCACAUCCGCCUGGUGUGCUCGGCCCAGGACGACCCCAUCGACCUGUUCCAGCACAUCCUCACGCGCGAGCAGCUGCGCGAGUCGCAAUCAUCUCAGGAUGAGGUCAUUGUGGAUGACAACCUGGGAUUCUCCAAGGACCGCUGCAUCAGCAGGCUGACGGAGAUGCAGAGCUUUGAGUACUUGAUGGCCCACGCCAAGAAGCACGCCCCAGAGCUGCUGCUGGCCCUGCAGGAGGCUGCCGCCAAGGGUGGCGAGGCCCAGCAAGCUCAAUUGGGCAAGUGAAGGCGGUUCAAGCCUUGGACUUGCAAUGAUGACGUCAGGCUUUCCAGGAGACCAGGAAUGUGUUUUCAGUGUAUAGGAAGUGUAUAGGAAGUGUAAAUUAAAAACAUGGCUGGCAGCUUGUCCGCGUAUGUUGAGCAAGGUUGCUCCAGACUUACCAGGACAUGCAGCUCAUGGUUAUGUCGAUGCUACUAUAGGACACAAGACAUUUUUAUGCCAGAAAUAUGAUUCUAUAUAACAGAGGUGUAUUUUGCACAUGCUACUCAUAGAGUUGACCGAUUUGCUGCCUUGUGGAAAUCAGAACAGACCACACUGUGGGCCAUCAUUCCGAAUGAGGAAUCCAAGAAAGACCGCGCCUGGAGUAUUUAUCCGCAGUGGCAUGAAUCUCCAAAUAUGCAAUCAAAGAAAUUGUUGUUAGAUGUGCCCAAGUGUGUAAGAUUGUAAUAACAGAGCGGUCCCC
Coccomyxa subellipsoidea C-169 is the source of this 1768-nucleotide messenger RNA. RefSeq names its product AFG1-like ATPase. The record is from RefSeq and is a predicted model, not a curated record. The transcript has 7 exons. NCBI's taxonomy places the organism in Eukaryota, Viridiplantae, Chlorophyta, Trebouxiophyceae, Coccomyxaceae. Gene Ontology annotation, cellular component: mitochondrion; cytoplasm. Gene Ontology annotation, molecular function: ATP binding; ATP hydrolysis activity. The coding region runs from base 196 to 1311 and encodes 371 amino acids.